AUGCAAAUUAACAUCGCUUACGUUGUCGCUGGUCUCCUCGUCUUCGUUUCAUCAAACUUUGGUGAGGCUGAUGCGCGCAUGAUUCCUGUUAGCCACAAGGCUGGUGAAGCUCAUCUUGAGCACAAACGAGAGGCCACUGGAUACACUUCACGAGGUGCCGCUGCCAACUACGGUGUGCCAAACAGCGCCGGCCCAGCUCAACCAGUUAUGGGCAGCGGAACUGCGCAUGAAAUCGCAGCUGCACCUCAACCUGCUUCGUCACCUGCACAGCCCUCAAGCGCACCUCUUUCUGGCUCCAUCGUAUCACCAACUUCUCGAGGUCAAGCUGCCAUUGCGACCCCACCGGCUCCGUACGCACCUCAUCCUGCUGCACCACUCGAAGGGCCAACUUCGAGCGAGUCUGGCGCCUCAAUUGUCACACCUACAUCCCAGCGUCCAGUUGGAGCCAACACCUCAUCCGCAUCAUCAUCAAACAAUCAAGGUCCACUUCCCGGCUCCGCUCAACCGGUAGCUUACGUACCUCGUCCCGUCGUCUCAUCCGGUGCAUCAACUCCUGCUGGGUCUGGCGCCUCAAUCGUGUCACCUACUUCUCAACAUCCAGUUGGUGUCAACUCUUCAUCCGGAUCAUUAUUGGACUCUCAAGCUCCAGUCCCCGGAUCCCCUCAACCCGUGCCUUACACGCCUCGUCCUGUUGUCUCAUCCGGUGCAUCCAGUCCUUCUGCGUCUGGCGCGCCAAUCGUACCACCUACCUCUCAACGCCCAGUUGGUGGAUCCUCCGUCCCUGCACCCAUGGGUGGAAGUCAAAGUUCCGGCUCACCUGAUUCCACCUCUAAUGGGGAUAUCACCCCAAAGCCAAUCACUCGAGCCCCUAUUCCAGUCGUUGCUAUCCCCAACCUUCCUUUAGGAACUUCCGCGCCUUUAGUCGGUGGUCCAAUUGGAUUACCAGUCCCCAUUCCAUCUGGCGGUGUUCGUGGUGUACCUAUUCCGUUCGGAAGCAACACACCACUUCCAUUUGGUGCGCCGCCGCUUGGCGUCAACAGUGGUCUUAUUCAACCUCCACUCGGUCUUAACGUCGGACCGGAACUAAGAGGUCCAACACCCGCAUUUGGAAGCCUUGGUCCACAACUUGGUGGUUUAUCUGGUCCAGUCGGUCUUCCAGGAGUUGGGCUUGGUGGUCCUUUACCUGUGCUCAAUGGCCCGUCAGUUGGCUUUGGUGGUCCAGGAGUUGGACUUGGUGGACCUGUAGUCGGACUUGGAGCUGGUCCACAUUUUGGAGCCGGAGCUGGCUUUCACGCAGGACAAGGUUUAGGAGCUGUACCGGGCUUAGGUUUCGGACAAGGUGUUGGUCUUGGUCCAGCAGGAGUUGGAGCCGGUGUAGGAUUUGGUUCACACUUGAACGCCGGAGGGAAUUUUGGUCCAGCAUUAGGCGGAUUGCCAGGUGCUGGUAUCCUCGGAGGUGCCGGAUUUAAUGCUGGCGCAGGAGUUGGACCACACCUUGGGGGUGGUGUUGGGGUAGGCGCUGGUUUCAACGCUGGUGCAGGACUUGGUCAAGGCUUUGGUCAAGGCCUUGGUCUAGGUGGAUUCCCUGGUGCAGGUCUCAACGCUGGUGCAGGUGUUGGAGCAGGCGUUGGUUUCGGAACAGGUGCCGGUCUCGGAGCAGGUGCUGGCCUAGGAGCAGGUGCUGAGUUUGGAGCCGGUGCAGGCUUAGGAGCCGGUGCAGGCGUUGGAGCCGGUGCAGGUGUAGGAGCUGGUGCCGGAUUCCGUGCCGGUGCAGGUGUUGGAGCCGGUGCCGGUGUUGGAGCUGGUGCCGGUGUUGGAGCAGGCGCCGGAUUCCAUGCUGGUGUUGCUCAACAUGUUGGAGGUGUGAUUGUCUAA
Messenger RNA from Melampsora larici-populina 98AG31, 1875 nucleotides. RefSeq lists its product as uncharacterized. The record is from RefSeq and is a predicted model, not a curated record. The transcript has 5 exons. The coding region runs from base 1 to 1875 and encodes 624 amino acids. Lineage: Eukaryota; Fungi; Basidiomycota; Pucciniomycetes; Pucciniales; Melampsoraceae.